Messenger RNA from Quercus lobata, 994 nucleotides. RefSeq lists its product as uncharacterized. NCBI's taxonomy places the organism in Eukaryota, Viridiplantae, Streptophyta, Magnoliopsida, Fagales, Fagaceae. The record is from RefSeq and is a predicted model, not a curated record. The transcript has 2 exons. Bases 130 to 516 code for a protein of 128 amino acids.
CAAUCCCACUUUAUAUAACCUUAGAUUCUGAUUUAUAGGCAAAGCAAUCUCACUCUUGGGUUUUCAGCAAAGCACGCACAAAGGGAACAAUUUGUUUGAGCUCUCUAGUCUCUCCCUCUCUCACUAACUAUGACUGAUCAUCACCAGGACCCCAAUCAAAAACUUCCAUCUUCUUCUAAGAAAACUCCCACUCAAAUCAACAACCCCAACACCGAAGCCAACUUCUCGGGUCAAAACGUCCGAUACCGGAACCCGCCAGACGCAGCGAAUCCGGACCCGGCAACGCUCCGGGAGCAAUGGAAGUUCGCCACUAGACAAUACGCCAAAUGGUACUCUCAUGCUUGGGGCACCGCCAUUCUUGCUGGUUUCUCCUUCUUUGCACUCGGUUGGAUCAUCAAGGGCUCUAAUCCUCUGCCUUCUUUCCACGAUAAGCCCCCUGAGUCUUCCUCCGAUUCUUCUUCUUCUUCUUCUUCUUCUUCCACCUCUGCUAAUGAUGCAAAUGAAGCUCGCCGGUGAUGGUGGAUGCCACAGGCCCACAGCAAUUAGGAAGAGAGCCAUUCCAUCCGUGGGUCUAACAACCGAACCUUUAACUGGUCUUGGUGUACAGUAUCUUGAGAGCGUCAUACUGUGUUUCUUUCCUGGGUAAUGGAGUAGAUCAGUUUGCUGUUGGUGCACCAUUACUAUUCUGGAUAGUCUUCCAAAUUUGGUUCUCGGCCUUGUAUAAAUUCUGACACUGUAUGUUUAUCUUGAACAAUUGUAUGACAUGGUCUGCUGUCAAAAUUUCUUAGUUCUGAAGCUUUUUGGGGAAAUCUUUGCCUAAAAAAGCUUCCAUUCCAGUUUGGAUUCUUUGUUAGUGUAAAAAUAAAGAAAACAAGAGGAUAAAUAAGCAGAAAUGUUCUGCUCUUCUGUACAGAAUAGGGACAACUUGCGUGACAGGGUCGGUUCUGAUUCUCUAUUCCAAGUUUUCAUUAAUUUACGAAAGUUUUCUACUCUA